GAUGUAUGCAAAGGGACUUUGGGCACAGCAGAUUUGCACUCGUUGACGUGGCGCCUGCCAGAAGAGGAAGGACACGCUCGUCAUUUCAGUAUGGCCCCGCAACAAGUCACAGGCCAAGAGAAUCUGCUCCCGCAACAUGGGGGUAACCAGCGCGCCAAGCAGGGAAUCAUUACCUCGUUCCGGACGGCCACCGGAAACUUCCCACAAGACGACGGAACUUGCGAGUCGCAAGCAAGAGAGGAUUUCAACCUUAGCAAAUAAAUCAGGAAUAAAUAUUUAGAAUUAGUAGAAAUUACAAAUCGCAAUCAGAUCGCUCGCUCUCUCUUUCUCUCUACUCUUUGAGAGCUUUGGAGGCGUAUUGCAAUUUAUAGAGAAAUAGAGGAGAGAGAAACCCUAGAGAGAGAGAGAGAGAGAGAGAGAGAGAGAGAGAGAGACCGAUGGGGGUUUCGGAGAAUACAAAGGGGUUGAUACUGGCGAUGGCGUCGAGCGCCUUCAUCGGGGCGAGCUUCAUCCUGAAGAAGAAGGGUCUCAAGAGCGCCGCCGCCGCCGGCACCCGAGCAGGAGUUGGUGGGUAUACAUACUUACUAGAACCUCUCUGGUGGGCUGGCAUGAUCACCAUGAUUGUUGGGGAAGUUGCCAAUUUCGUGGCUUAUGUAUAUGCUCCGGCGGUUCUUGUAACACCACUUGGUGCACUGAGUAUAAUCGUCAGUGCUGUUUUGGCUCACUUCUUGUUGAAGGAACGAAUAACGAAAAUGGGUAUUGUGGGAUGUCUUACCUGCAUCGUGGGAUCAGUUGUGAUUGUGAUCCAUGCACCUCGGGAGCAUAGUCUAAAUUCUGUAGAGGAAAUCUGGGUCCUGGCGACCCAAACAGCCUUUCUGAUUUAUGUUGCAGUUACAAUUACCCUAGUGUUAGUUUUGGUCUUGCAUUUUGAACCUCAGUAUGGACAAACGAACAUACUAGUCUAUUUGGGAAUCUGUUCCUUGAUGGGUUCACUUACGGUUGUAAGCAUAAAGGCAAUUGGAAUUGCUAUAAAGCUGACCCUUGAGGGAGUAAGUCAGAUAGCUUAUCCACAGACAUGGUUUUUUCUGACAGUUGCAAUAAUCUGCGUUGUUACACAGUUAAAUUACCUUAACAAGGCUUUGGAUACAUUCAAUGCUGCAAUUGUUGCCCCAGUAUAUUAUGUGAUGUUCACAACUCUGACCAUAAUUGCUAGUGUAAUAAUGUUCAAGGAUUGGUCUGGCCAGAAUGUAAGCAGCAUAGCCUCUGAAAUAUGUGGAUUCAUCACUGUGCUGUCAGGAACCAUCAUACUCCAUGCAACAAGAGAUCAGGAACCACCUGCUCCACAACCACAAGGAACUGUAACAUGGUACAUUAGAGGAGAUUCAGUGAAGAGUUCUGAAGAUGAACGUUUGCUCACUUUACAGAAUUCAGAUUAUCCUGAACCGUGAUACCAAUUAAUCUGCAACAAUCAUCUUGAAGAAUGCAAUCCCAAGCAAUGAAGCUGUGCUGCAACUAUCAUUUUGAUAGGAGUGAGUCUGUGGGCAUCCAGCACAUUGCUAACCAUUUUACCCUUACUCUUCUAAACAAACAUUGCACUCCCAUCCACCGUCCCCAUUCGUCCCCUUCCCUCCAUCCCAUCGCUGGCCUGUUUUAUAAUUUCUUUUCUUUAGCAUGUGUUGGGUGCCAAUAGAACCACCCUUUAAAGAGUGUUUGCAGAUGGGGAGCUCAUGGUUUCUUCUAGGCAGAUAUUGGAGCUAUUAGCAGAUUGCGGAGUUAAUUUUAUGUGCUUCAUCGGCCAGCAGAUGAGGCUCUCAGUGAGGUGUGUUUGUGGCACCCCUCUGAAUGCUAAGUCCUGAAUCCUCCUCCGUCAGGAGUGGGGUUACAGUUCUGUAUCAAUACCAGGGAAUAGAGAGACCUGUGAUACUGGCAAUGUCCAAUCUCUCACGACGGGCUAAUGGCAUCUGUACAUAAUGAUGCUCAGCUUCUCAUUCACUAGUUUCGUUCAUGAUCCUCGUUCAUGUCCGAAUGAGUUUGAUUGUUUCCUCUCUUUCUAGUGUGUAUGUCAUACCGGCAUUGAUAGAUUAUAGAAUAGAGCUAUAGACAGAGUUACGUUUUAACGGGCAAAUACUACAUGGAAUAUGUAAAUCUUGUAUAAACUCUUCAAUUUUGGGUUCUCUUGUCAAUGAGUUUACCUUUUUUCUGAAAGAAAAAAAAGACAUGGAUGGCUUCACUCACAAAUGUGAAAUGUCCAUUUACAUGUAUCCGAA
Molecule: messenger RNA, 2267 nt
Organism: Malus domestica (apple)
Lineage: Eukaryota; Viridiplantae; Streptophyta; Magnoliopsida; Rosales; Rosaceae
Product: probable magnesium transporter NIPA6
Biological process (GO): magnesium ion transport
Cellular component (GO): membrane
Molecular function (GO): magnesium ion transmembrane transporter activity
Source: RefSeq, a predicted model, not a curated record